Molecule: messenger RNA, 889 nt
Organism: Pygocentrus nattereri (red-bellied piranha)
Lineage: Eukaryota; Metazoa; Chordata; Actinopteri; Characiformes; Serrasalmidae
Gene: sst7
Product: cortistatin
Exons: 2
Coding region: 193-522 (109 amino acids)
Biological process (GO): regulation of cell migration
Cellular component (GO): extracellular region
Molecular function (GO): hormone activity
Source: RefSeq, a predicted model, not a curated record
CUCAAUCCUAAAGCAGCCCAAGACACUUCGUCUGAGACUAGAAGCAGCUCCAGCAGCUCCUCUCUCUGAUUCUGCUCUACUCUCAUCACUUCUUCUACGUGGUGGCUGUUUUGUCACAUUCAGAUUUGCCUUGGCAAACUCUCUCUCUCUUGCUCUCUCUCUCGUCUUUUCCUCUUCACUCAUUUUGUCAGCAUGCAGCUUUUGGCCAGCUUAGUGUCUCUGCUGCUGGUGCUGUACAGUGUGAGGGCAGCGGCCGUGCUUCCAGUAGAGGAGAGGAGCCCCACGCACACAAGGGAGCUGAGCAAAGAGCGUAAGGAACUGAUUCUGAAGCUAAUCACGGGUCUGCUGGAUGGAGUAGACAGCAGCGUGCUGGCUGGGGAUCUGGUGAACAUGGAGGUGGAGGAGCCGCUGGAGUCGCGGCUGGAGGAGCGAGCCGUCUACAACCGGUUAUCACAGCUGCCCCAGAGAGACCGUAAAGCCCCCUGUAAAAACUUCUUCUGGAAAACCUUCACGUCCUGCUAACAGUGCCAGCCUCCUGAUGGGUUCCUCCAUCUGAAUGCACACCGCCACCACCUCCUCUCCAAACCCCCCCUCCAACAUGAACUGUGCCCACCUUCACUGUAUAUACCAUCAUACUGCUGUUGAAAGAAUGGUCACCGUGGACUUUAUUGAUGCAGCCAGUUUGUGAAAGAUGCUACUGACUAUAUUUAUUUAUUGACUGACUUAUAUAUGAUUUAUUUAUUUGUUUCUCAACAUCUCAAACCAAUAAAGCAUAGUAAAGUGAUUUGCUUUUUGAUAAGGGAUGUCUCAUUCUCUGUGGUCAACCCCCCAAAAAAAAAGCAUUAAACUGUUUUAUCCCAAUGGAUAAAUAAACAUAUAACCGAUGAAA